Pipistrellus nathusii (Nathusius's pipistrelle) is the source of this 741-nucleotide messenger RNA. The record is from the annotation of a GenBank genome assembly. Lineage: Eukaryota; Metazoa; Chordata; Mammalia; Chiroptera; Vespertilionidae.
AUGGGCGCGCGCGCCGCGGGCCGGCCCCGGGCCCGGGCGGGGCUGCUGCUGCUGCCGCUGCUGCUCGCGCUGCUGGCGGCGGGCGCGCAGGGGGCGCGGGGCCGCGGCGGCGCCGAGAAGACCAGCUACCGCCGCGCCGCCGGCCCCUUCUGGCCCAGCGCCGCCAGCCUGCUGGGCGAGGACAACGUGCGCGCCGCGCAGAAGGUGCUGACCAGGCUCACGGAGAAGUUCGUGCAGGGCGUGGACGUGUUCCUGGAAGUGCUGUGGAAGCUGUGGGUCGAGAUCCUGGACGUCCUCGGCCUGGACGGCGCCAACAUGUCGCAGUACCUGAGCCCGGCGGCCAUGGCCGGCAGCCCCGCCCGCGCCGUGGUGUUCAUCGGCGUGCUGAUGCUGGCCUACUGGUUCCUGUCGCUGGCGCUGGGCCUGGCGGUGGCCGCCCUGCACCUGCUGUUCGGCCGCUGCUUCUGGGCGGCGCGCGUGGCUCUCUUCUCGCUGGCCUGCGUGUACGUCCUGCACAAGCACGAGGGCGAGCCCGAGGCCGCCGCCCUGCCGCUCUGCUUUGUGGUGGCCGCCUACUUCAUGACGGGGCCCAUGGGGCCCUGCUGGCGCGGCCCGCCCGGCCCCCCGCCCGGGCCUGGCCUGGAGGAGAAGCUGGAGCAGCUGGACGCCCAGGUGCGGCUGCUCAACAUCCGCCUCAGCCGCGUGCUCGAGGGCCUGGACGGCGCGGCCGGCGGCAAGUGA